Messenger RNA from Centropristis striata (black sea bass), 4056 nucleotides. It is a transcript of the gene gpr155a, whose product is annotated as G protein-coupled receptor 155a. Gene Ontology annotation, cellular component: membrane. The transcript is spliced from 15 exons. Lineage: Eukaryota; Metazoa; Chordata; Actinopteri; Perciformes; Serranidae. Gene Ontology annotation, biological process: transmembrane transport; intracellular signal transduction. The record is from RefSeq and is a predicted model, not a curated record. Bases 315 to 2777 code for a protein of 820 amino acids.
ACAUAUAUAUAUACAUAAAAUUAUUACUGUAAAUAAAACGUGUAUUUUCAAUUAAUAGCUGGACUCCAGAGGGUUAAUUGCCGUAUUUAUGCUGAAAUUGUGCACAUUAAGCAUUGCUUAUUGGCUGUACGGUUUACAAUUUGUCAUUAAGUCUGAUCUGAUGAUCGUUUUACGUAGUUAUCUGAUAAACGUUACCUUUGCACCAACAGCUGUAACAGCUAACUACUUUAACUCCUCCUUUGACUGUGGCUUAUUUCCCUCUUCCGGUGUCCCGGCAGUGAAGAGCAGGACAUUAACAUGACUGCAAACCAGGCAUGACAGGUGACACUGGAGGGAUGAUCAACAUGAUGGAGCAACUGGGCAGAAACAACAACUUUUCACAUGGGGAAGAAGACCCUGACCCCUCCGCUCUCUCAUCCUCCAGCAUGUCUAUUGACAAGCUCUUACCGGCUCUCCUGGAGUGCUUUGGGAUAAUAUUAUGUGGAUACAUCGCAGGGAGGGCAAACAUCAUCACGUCCACCCAAGCUAAAGGAUUGGGGAAUUUUGUGUCCAAGUUUGCCCUCCCUGCACUGCUGUUCAAGAACAUGGUACUGUUGGACUUUGGUAACGUCAUCUGGCCAUUCCUGUGGAGCAUCCUCAUCGCCAAAGUGUCUGUGUUCUUCAUUGUCUCCAUUCUCACGUUGAUAGUUUCCAGUCCUGAGAGCCGCUUUAGUAAGGCUGGGCUUUUCGCAAUAUUUGCCACCCAAAGCAAUGACUUUGCUUUGGGAUAUCCUAUCGUUGAGGCCCUGUACCAGAGCACAUACCCAGAGUACCUCCAGUACAUCUACCUGGUUGCACCUGUGUCCCUGAUGCUUCUAAACCCCAUUGGCUUUGCCUUGUGUGAGAUCCAGAAGUGGAAGAAUCAGGGAAACCACCAGCAGAGAAAAAUCGUGAUAGUGGGACAUGUACUUUUACAGGUCCUGAAGAACCCUAUAGUGUUCAUGGUUGUCAUCGGCAUCAUCGCCCAUUUUGCCCUGCACCAGACAAUUCCUCCCUUCAUGGCUGAAUUUGUGGAUGGCUUGGCCAACUCUUUUGGGGGAGCAGCACUCUUCUACUUGGGUCUCUCCAUGGUGGGACAGAUGGGAAAAUUAACCAGAUCCACAGUCGUGACACUGAUAUUACUUAUUACAGCAAAACUGUUGCUGAUGCCGCUGAUUUGUAAAGAUAUGGUGGAUCUGCUGGACAAUAGCAACAGCAGCACUUCGAACCAUUCAAGUCUCUCCAAUUAUGCCUUUCUUUAUGGAGUGUUUCCCACUGCACCAAGUGUGGCCAUCUAUGCUGUCUAUUAUAACGCAGAGCUAGAAGUUGUAACCUCAGGGAUGGUGAUCAGCACUUUUCUGUCAGCUCCAAUAAUGUACGUUUCAGCCUGGUUACUGACAAUGCGUUGGAUGGAUCCUCAGCUGUGGAUGAAUUCAUUGCAGAAUGUCAGCUUUAACCUCAGCAUAGUGAGCUUGGUUCCACUGGUGUGGACAAUCGGUGUCAUGUUUUUAAGUAAGAAAUUCAAGAGGCUACCUCACAUGUUCACAGUGAACCUUUUCUUGGCCCAGUUUCUAACUUGCACUGGGAUGAUUCUGUGGAAAUUUGUGGUGAAAGAAGACAACUUUGUCGGGCAGGUCCUGACGUUCACAUUAUUAUGUACCUCACUCUACAGUACCUUUUUUUGGCCAGGUCUAAUAGCACUCUCUCUUGUGCUUUUGAAAAGCUAUGAGGAUGUGAAAGUUUCACCAGCUGUGUUUGUCAUUGCUGGCUGGGGGGCUCCAGCCUUAGUAACUGCUGUGUUACUCAUUUCUGGGGAGAAACUUCCUGACACGAUUGACCCAACAUUCUUUUACGGCAAAUCACAGAUAAUCUGCACCACAGUUGUAGUUUCCCUCAGCAUACUGCUGGGAGGUUGCUCUCUUGUGUGUCUCAGGAGAGGAAGCUGGGACCACAGUGACCAAAUCCAAGAGGGAAAUUCUGCAGAGAAUCUUGAAGACCAGAGUCUGUUUGAGCCAGUCACCCCAUCAGGAGAUCUCAACAGAGCGUGCCUCAUAUGUGAAUGUGCGCCACCCCAGCCCAUGCCUGACAUGAUCAUCAGCACGAACAUGAACAACACACCAUCCACACUCCCAGGUCUGUGUGAGAACAGCUGCGAGUCCACAGACUGCCUGCUUGUCCAAGUGGAGGAGCUCCAACAGGUUGCAGAUAGACAAGUGGCCCGUCAUGUCCUCUUGUGUUUGCUUCUGACUGUCAGCUUGCUUGCUAACCUGUCCAGCUGCGUGUGGUUGCUCUUUAACCCAGUUCCUGGUAGACUCUACUUGGAGUUGCAGUUCUUCUGUGCUGUGGCUAACUAUGGGCAGGGAUUUCUCUCCUUUGCUCUGUUUGGCCUGGACAAGCAUCUGAUUAUACUGCCAUUUAAAAAGAGGUUAUACAGACUGUGGUACGGAAAGAAGCUAGAAGAGCAGCCGCAGACUGAUUUACCUGAGGAAAUUAGGAUGACCUGCACCCAGUUCACCAAAUACCACAAAGACCAGUGUUCUCAUGACAUUGUCAAAAAGAGAAGGUGUGGGAAGAGGACUGUGGUGGACUGUUUUCUUGGGUGUGAACUUGUGGAGUGGCUCCAGCAGGUAGGCCUGGCUCAGGACCGCGGAGAGGCGGUAUUCUACGGGUCACAGUUGCAGCAGGGUGGUGUACUCCAGCACAUCGGGCAGGAAUACGACUUCCAAGACAGUCGCCUUCAUUACCGCUUCAGAGCAUAAGACAUAAAGUCCACAUUUCUUGUUUUACCAAAGGUAAUUGGCAUUUUAGUUGAGGUCAGGCAACAUGAAGAACAAUACUGACCGUAACCUAUCCAGAUUAAAAAUUGUGCUUGCACUGCCAUACUCUGAACGUACAUCCCGUCCAGCACUUCACAAUGCAGUAUUGUGCAGCAUAUUAUCCUGGUUGGGUGCUGGAACAGACCACAGCAGACUGUGAUGUUGGGUUUGUUCACUAGUGUAACAGACUUCAAACUUUCAAACCAAAGAGGCCAAAUGCAUCGUGUGGAUUUGGUCUUAAAGGGAAUUAUUAUUAUUAUUAUCUUUUAAGUAAAAUUUCUUAUUUUUUAUUUUAACAUUUAACUUCUCAAGAUAAUUGCUGACAUCUUGAGUUGCUGAAACAUUGCUAUAACAGUCAAUCAGGAAUAUGAGCUGUCGGAUGAUCAUACAUGCACAGUAAACCUCCUGUUUAGCCACUUCAACAGAACCAUUUAUUUUGAGUUAAAACCUAAAGUGGGAUUACUUGAGAUGGCAGUUAUAAUCCAUCAAUGUGCAGAUUAGAUUUUAACCAAGAAGUAUUUUCACUGAUGUCCAUAAUGGACAAUAACCAUUUUAACAUUUGUCAGUUUCGCUUGCAUGUUAAUAUGGGACACUGCUAGUUUAUUUACAUUUCAAGCUGUCGGGUCUGUUUGACUGAGUUGUAGUGACAUCUCUGCAUGCUUUAAUCUGCAGGGAAGUUGGUUGGUAAAAUAUUAACACAACUGAAAAGGACUAAUGAAUAAAACUACAAAAAUAAUAUGCAUUUCUAAGAAUAACAUAAUGAGCAUUGCCAAUCUUCAAGGGUUAAACAAGGCUUAGCUGCUUUUUUAAAAGACUUUUAGGCCUUUUUAUGCAGUCUCAAUACAUGCACUUUGACUUUUAGUUGUUUUCUUUUAUGCUGCGUCGGAGUGCAAUGCAAAAAGCUGCCUUCAAAUAAAAAAAAUUCUAUGUGCAGGCAAAAUGUUCCACUCUUCUGCUGAAUGUAUUGUCCUUUCCUGGGACACUUCAGAGUGUAUUAUCACUCUUCUACCAAAACCACUUGCCAAAAGAAAAAAGGGAAGAUGUGGUUAAAUCUGCAUCCUUUUUCCAUUAAUUUAUCUUUUGAUUAAGUUAGUUCCACCAGUUAGUUAACUGGUGUUGUAGAAUGGAGCACGAGUAGCUUUGAUGACCAGCAGUUUAACAUGACUUUGCACUGAUGUAGAACAGUAGUUACACUGUAACCAUGGUUAUGUUGGACAACACA